This is a messenger RNA of Monodelphis domestica (gray short-tailed opossum), 2429 nucleotides long. RefSeq names its product tetraspanin 7 (gene TSPAN7). NCBI's taxonomy places the organism in Eukaryota, Metazoa, Chordata, Mammalia, Didelphimorphia, Didelphidae. Gene Ontology annotation, cellular component: plasma membrane. The record is from RefSeq and is a predicted model, not a curated record.
CAUGGACCGCUGGGAUUCAGACCCGCACCUUGUUCUCCCCUUUCCCUCAGGCGCCCCUCCUGCGCCCAUUCAUGCUGGAGAUGAGCAGGCAGGCAGAUGCCCAAGGUCGGGUGCCCAGGUUCCUAGCAAGUCAUCUGGGCAUGCUCAGUGCCACGGAAGGGUUGGUGGGUUGUUGUGGGAAGGGAGAUUUUUGGGAGGGGGCUGGCUCCUAGCCUGGCGUCAGCUGCGGGGGCUGCCGCCACAGCCGCCGAGAGCAGGGCCGGGCCCAAAAGGGUGGUGGGGCUUUGGCCGAACCCAGACAGAAAGCAAACAUCGGACACGCUGGUGCUUCGGGGAGCAGAGGGAGCAGAGGAGCCCCGAAACCCGAGGGGCGCAGUACCUAGCUAACCACAGAGUUGGGCUCGCGCUCGCGCUUCCCCCUCCUCCCCCUUCUCCCCUACCCGCCGCGCGCACGCGCACACCUCACACACGCGCCCUCGCGCUCCUCCCCCCCUUCUCUGGCGCGCGCGCGCACACACCCCACACACGCGCUUUCGCGCUCGCUCGCUCCCGCCCCCACCCACCCACCUCCCCUCCUCCCGCCCGCCCAGCCGCUGCCCGAGCUUCUGUAGUAUGGCAUCGAGGAGAAUGGAGACCAAACCCGUGAUAACCUGUCUCAAAACCCUCCUCAUCAUCUACUCCUUCGUUUUCUGGAUUACUGGUGUUAUUCUUCUGGCAGUUGGAGUCUGGGGCAAGCUUACUUUGGGCACAUACAUUUCUCUUAUUGCAGAGAACUCCACCAAUGCCCCCUAUGUACUCAUUGGGACUGGCACCACCAUUGUGGUCUUUGGCCUAUUUGGAUGCUUUGCCACAUGUCGUGGAAGCCCAUGGAUGUUAAAACUAUAUGCCAUGUUCUUGUCCCUGGUGUUCUUGGCUGAGCUGGUGGCUGGAAUCUCAGGUUUUGUGUUUCGUCAUGAGAUCAAGGAUACCUUCCUCAGGACAUACACUGAAGCCAUGCAUAAUUACAACGGGAAUGAUGAGAGAAGCCGUGCAGUGGAUGAUGUUCAGGAGAGUCUGAGCUGCUGUGGUGUUCAGAAUUAUACUAACUGGAGUAUCAGCCCAUACUUCGCGGAACAUGGGAUCCCUCCCAGCUGCUGCAUGAAUUCCAGUGAUUGCAACCCCCAGGAUCUACGCAACAUGACUGUGGCUGCCACUAAAGUCAAUCAAAAGGGUUGUUAUGAUCUGGUGACCAGUUUUAUGGAGACGAACAUGGGAAUCAUAGCUGGAGUGGCUUUUGGAAUUGCAUUCUCCCAGCUGAUUGGUAUGCUGUUGGCCUGCUGUCUGUCCCGGUUUAUCACUGCCAAUCAAUAUGAGAUGGUGUAAUGAGAAGUCUUUCAGGGAUGCUGGGGAAAGAAGAAGCCUGUUUCCAAAUUGGAAGUUGCCACAGUCUAGGAAAAGUUUCAAGGAAUAUUAGAGCACACUACACACACUACACACACUCACACACACACACACACACACUCGUGUACACUCAUGUACACUCGCACGCCAACAAACACAGUCUCAGCUCCACUUGUCAAAUCGUCCCAUGCCUAGAGUUCCAUUCUGUGAAGUACUGCUGUGCCACAGAGAGUAGCCCAAUCAUUGUACAUCUAGUGCUGUACAACACUCCAUCUUCACAGGCUCUGCAUACGAUGGCGCUAUGGCUGUGCCCUUGGCCAUACUGUAGUCGCCUUGUAAGUUAAAGGUAAUCCAUUAACAGCGUUGAUCAGACUCUGCAUGUAGUGACUGGAGGGCAUCUCUAGCCUUCCACCGAUGAAUAAAUGUUGCACAUGUUCAUCUAAACAAGUAUAUGAAAUAUAUCUCUUGGUUUAAUCUUUGUUUUUUGUUUCACUGACUGCUUUACUAAGGACUUUUCCUCCCUCUCCUCAAACUAUCCUUAUCCUAGAAAGAAAUGCCAGUAAUUGACCAUGAAGAUACUCAGAGGGAAAUUUUUGAAAAUGUCAUGCUUGAAGGAAAUUGUUUUUCUUGAUUUUUAGAUGAUAUCUUUGAUUAUUACUCUGUUGUAUGCCUAGUAUGUAUAUAGACUGUUAAGUGAAUUUUUGCCUCUAACUUUGAACCUGUGUAGUACUGUUAUAAAUCUGUUAUUGCUCACUAUGAAGGCAAUAAUGUCACCUCUUUUUUCCCUGAUGAUAAUAUAAACUAAUACUGAUUGUGCUGUACUUUGACUUUUUUUCUUUCUAUAAUUAUAUUUCUUUCAUGCAUUGAUGUUACAGUUGUCAAGAAUAUCAUCAAAUUGAUUAAAAAUGAGUAUAAUGGGAGGAGCAAAAAAUUCAAAACCUUUAAGAAAUAUAAAUUUUUAAAUAAUGCCUCUGUCUAGCAUGCCAAGAAUGCAUUGAUAUUGUGAACAUUUGUGAUACAUGUGUUAAUAAAUGGAGCCAUUAUGGAUA